AUGGAGGCUUUACAGAAAAUAGUUCCUGGCGAGCUAUAUGAUGCCAAUUACGACCCACAGAUCCUAGAGAUUCGCAGACAGGCAAAAAUCAAAAUUCAUGAAAUCAACCAUUUGAGCCCAGCCGAAGGCGAGAAACGGGAAUCCAUGAUCAGAGAGCUGUUUGGCAGCGUGGGUAAAAACCUGGUUAUUGAAUCGCCCUUCUACUGUGAUUACGGCCCGAAUAUUCAUAUCGGUGACGAUGUAGCCAUCAACCAUAACUUGGUGAUUUUGGAUGGAGCAGAGGUGAGGAUCGGCAAUUCCGUUUUUAUUGCCCCCAACGUCGGACUAUACACAGCUGGCCACCCGAUUGAUGUUGAGAGACGCUCAAAAGGACUAGAGUUCGCAAGCCCUAUAAUAAUUGAAGACUACGUUUGGAUUGGCGGAGGCGUAUCCAUUGUCCCUGGCGUCACAAUCAAAAAAGGCUCUGUGAUCGCUGCCGGAAGCGUAGUUAUAAGAGACAUCCCGGAAGGAGUGGUAGCAGGCGGAAACCCUUGUAAAGUCAUUCGGAAAAUAACCGAUGAGGAUAAGAAAACUACCAAUUUCAUAAAGCGUCAGUGA
Molecule: messenger RNA, 597 nt
Organism: Lachancea thermotolerans CBS 6340
Lineage: Eukaryota; Fungi; Ascomycota; Saccharomycetes; Saccharomycetales; Saccharomycetaceae
Product: acetyltransferase
Exons: 1
Coding region: 1-597 (198 amino acids)
Molecular function (GO): galactoside O-acetyltransferase activity
Source: RefSeq, a predicted model, not a curated record